UCGUCGCUCGGCCAGUGGCAUCCAUCCCAUCCGCUUCUGGAAUAAAUGUCUCCCGACGGUUGUGUCGGUCUAUUUGCCACCGCUGCUUGCGUGCGAUCAGAGAUCGCCGAUUGAUAACCCCUUCCGGUGAUCUUAGCGUUGGAUUCGGGUUCGUCUGCUCUUUGGCCGGGCUUGUUUAUCCGUCCGAGCACUUAUUUGCUGCGAGUCCAGUUUGCUGACGUUCCCGGAGAGGUUAAUGUUGACACUAGUACACCUUCCUGACCCAAGGCUUGUGUAACUGUUAGACUAGGAAACUUGAAGCAACGAUCAAGUAUUAAAAAGGCCAAACACAAUCCGCACCCAGCACGCAUUGAGGACAUCUGAGGAUUAUUUUCCAUCUUUUCUUUUACAAUUCAAAUGAAUCUUAAAGCAACUAGCAUUAAUUUUUUUGCAUCGUAAAAGAAACUAUGUCAAAUUAAUUAGACUUGUGUUGGACUGAUAUAGCACUCCAGUGCCGAUUUGUUGUUUUCGUGUUAAUGUAAUUUUUCCGCACGACGCGCGGCGCUCUGAGCAGUCACGUCUUGUAUACAAAGAACUGUUCUGUGAUAAAGCUACUUUUAAGCUCAAGUUAUUGUAACACGCAAUGUCCAGCGAUCCUCAGUGGAAGUCUUUCCAGCCGUCAACCAUGGACUCUGACACGGCUAUUCUGGACUUUAAGACCCUGUCAAUUGCAUCCCCCAAUGGAUCACCAUACAAUAGUGGUGCAAAUGGAAGCAGCAAUCACGGCCACUAUAAUCACUACCCACCCAACUAUAGUUCUGGUGGGGGUGGCGGAGGCGGCGGUGGUGGUAGCUCAUUUCCAAUUGGUACCUUCACUGGAAGAGAAGGUAAUGAUGGUGGAAUGAAUGGAGACUCCAAUACAAACAGCAGUAGCAGCAGCAACUCCAACAGCUUCAGUCAAGCUCAGUCGGGGCAGCAGUCACAACAGAAUAACUCUGAUGGAGCCUACCAGAAUGCUACUAGAGAGACUGGUAUCAUUGAAAAGUUGUUGCAUUCGUAUGGUUUUAUCCAGUGCUGUGAAAGACAAGCCCGCCUCUUCUUCCACUUUAGUCAGUUCAGUGGGAACAUUGAGCACUUGAAGAUUGGUGAUCCAGUUGAAUUUGAGAUGACAUAUGACCGAAGAACUGGUAAGCCAAUAGCCAGUUUCAUCACCAAAAUUGCACCAGAAGUGGUGCUCAGUGAAGAGCGUGUGACCGGAAAUGUAACAACAGAGAUAAGGUCAGAUGGGCAAGGUGGAGAGACACAGGGUCGAAUUAGUUACGAAAACAGGGGCGAGUGCUUUUUCCUUCCAUAUAACAAGGAUGAUGUAGAAGGUAAUGUGACGUUACGCUCAGGUGACAAAGUCAGUUUCCAGAUUGCUGCAAACCCCAGAGGCAACUUAGGAGCUUCACAUGUUCGCCUUGAAAACCCUGUGCAUCCUGUACGGUACCAGGGUGUAGUCUGUUCCAUGAAGGAAAGCUUUGGCUUUAUUGAAAGGGCAGAUGUUGUGAAAGAGAUAUUCUUCCACUUCUCAGAAUCCAAGAACAAAGAAGAAAUCAGACUGGGAGAUGAUGUGGAAUUUACAAUCCAGACUAGGAAUGGGAAAGAAGUGGCAUGUAAUAUCACUGUUCUACCCCGAGGUUCUAUAAUAUUUGAGGAUGUGAAUGAAGAGACGAUGAAGGGCCAAGUUUUGAAGCCUUUUGAGCGAGGCCAAAAUGGUAGACACCAGAAUGAUCCUCUACCGGGUAGAAUUAAGUAUCGUGCUCCUGACCAUUCAGAGUCUGAAGUGGCCUUUGGUGAUAAAGAUCAAAAAGGAGAUUUCACGUUGCGUCAUGGUGACUGGGUUAGUUUCCGUCUUGCUACGGACAGACGCGAUAGCCUAAAACGAGCAACAGAUAUUUCCCUCCUGGAUGAAUCUUUUAAUGUAUCUGGUGAACGCCGUGAACAAGGAGUGGUUACUGCUGUGAAAGAUGGCUAUGGAUUUUUAAAAUGUGUAGAGAGGGAACCAAAACUCUUCUUUCACUUCAGUGAAGUUCUUAAUGUUGACAAAGAUGUUUCAGUUGGUGAUGAAGUGGAGUUUACCAUGAUACAGGAUCAGUCUUCUACAUUAGUUUCAAACAUGAGGCAGCGGGCAAUACGCAUUAAGCACCUGCCCUUACAUACUGUGAAGUUUGAAAAUGUCAUGGAACAUAGUGUUAGUGGUGUAGUAACUAAAGACGUAUUACCUCCCUACUGGAAUCAACGCAGCCCAUCUAAGAACCAGUCUAAUGAGAAACCUGAACCAGGAACCAUUUCUUACACUGUUAAUGACAGUAAGAAAACAAUUACCUAUUAUUUGAAAGACUGCGAUCACAAGAGCAUCCCCAAAGUAGGCGACCAGGUCGAGUUUGACAUAGCUCAAGUUAAGCGCAACAAAGAGAUUGUGGCUAUUAAUGUUAAAGUUAGUCAAAGAGCAGCAGGUGGAGACCGUGGGGAUGGUGCAUUGCAUCAGGGCUACAUUGCAGCACUGAAGGAUGGUUUUGGCUUCAUUGAGAAUUUAGCUCAUGACAUGGAAGUUUUCUUCCACUUCAGUAACCUGGAUGGUGAUGGAAAUAAACUUGAACUUGGCAAUGAGGUGGAGUUUAUCCUGAACAUUAGAGGAACAUCUGGUACUUGCAUGUCUGCGGAAAAUGUGAAAGUUUUACCUAAGGGUACCCUCAAGAGCCCUACAAUUCUUCCUGAAGUUUUGGAUGGGAAAGUGGUUCGUCCACUUCGUUCAGUCAACCCAGAUCAAGAUCAAUAUGCAGGGCUGAUCCAGGCCAGCACAGAUACUGAGGGUGAAAAGGGAGCAGAAUAUGAGUUUGGCAUCACAAGUCUCACCAACAAGAGAGAGUUGUUACAAAUUGGUGAUCCUGUUCAUUUUCAAGUGGACAGCCAGGGAAGAGCUGCCAAUGUUGUUGCAAUAAGGAAGAAACGGCGAGCUACUGUAGAUUCAGUGAAAGGUCUAUUUGGCUUUUUGGCUUAUGAAGUUGAGGAAGGAAAGAAACUUUUCUUCCACAUGACAGAGGUAAAGGAUAAUGCAACCCUUCAAGCAGGAGACACAGUGGACUUUGUCCUCGUAACAAAGCACCGUACUGGGAAGUCUUCUGCCUGUAAUGUCACUAAAGUGUGUGAGAAUACGCAGAGGCCUGAGCGCCUGAUAAGCCGCCUUCGAACUACAUCUGUGGAUGAUACUGGCCCUAAACUUACAGUCUUAAGGCAGCCAAAGGGUCCUGAUGGCACAAAGGGAUUUAGCAUUGCCCGUGUUUCAAGGUUGCCAGGUGUAGGUGUUGAAUAAUCUGAGUGAGAAGUGCAGUCUUUCCCUGCCUACAUUCGUUUUUAACUUAGGUUUCCGGGUUUUAUGUAUGCUUCAGCCAAGCAUCAAAAUUUAAAAUAAUGAAGUAAACCAUACUUUUUUUAACUACAGUUCUUUGUCAGAAAAUGAAAAAUAAUGUCUGCUUUUAUGCAGGUCACACCCAACACCUUAGGAAUAUUAUUUUAAUGAGUACAAUUUAAUAAACUCCAAGCACUGUAAGUGGGGAAAAACCUCCACCAUGUUCACACUUAAGUGUCGAUGUGAGGUUUGAAGUACAUUUAAGUUGGCUCCCAAUUGUUCUGGCAUUUAUGCCCGACUGCCAUGCUAGUCCUCACCACUUGCUUACGUGAAGAGGUUUAGCUUCUUUAUUAUUAUUUGUAGUUGGGACUUCUGUUUUGAUCUAAUAAAGUAUGAAAUGAAAACUGAGUCUCAUGCAGGCUGUUAAGACCUUGUCAUUAGAAGCCGUUAAAAUGAAUUGAAUGUUGAAUUUUUUUUUAAAUAUUUUUUUUUCCAUCUGAGUGAGUAUGUUUGAAUGAUCCACAAGUACUAAAGCAGAGGCUCCUGUGUCGUUAGCCACCAACACUGACUGCAGCCAAUAUUCCAUCUUGUGCCUAGCUUGAGCUGAAAGACAGGAAUCAAUCUGCUCAACAUUAGCAUUGUAUAUGAAUGGGUGUGUGUGUGUUUGUGUGUGUGCAUGAGUGUAUGGUGUCUGUCAGCAUUAAGGUCAAGGUUGAUAAUUCUUUGACCUUCAUUCUGACGGUCGCAAUGAACCCUCUCCCUUUCUUUAAAUCACUCACUUGUACAUGAAUUGUGCAUAUUUGUAUUCUAAAUGAUGAGAUAAAUCAAUUAAUUGAGUAGGUGGAUUGUUAUUGCCUACAUUCGACCUUUACUUUCUUUAAUUGAAGAACAAGAAAGAUCAAGAGAGCUUCUGAUGACAGUUUCACAAUUUUGUAUAAAAUUGUUUAUUUCUCUUCAAUAUCCUUGCUCUUUCUUUGUUCUGCUCUGGACCAAAACUGCAGUAAAACCUGUUGGUCUGUAAGUUUUACUGUGUACAUUUAAGCCUGUAUUCAGUUGCCUGUAGCUUUGAUAUAGUAACAUACAAGUUGAUAUUGGAACACACUAUUUAAAGACAGCUGUGUGAUCAAAACCGCAGUUCAGUUAUAUAAUUAUACAUCCUUAUUUUUACAACCUAAGAUCAUGUGCCGACUACUGAGUGAACUACUAGUUGU
This is a messenger RNA of Thrips palmi, 4581 nucleotides long. It is a transcript of the gene Unr, whose product is annotated as cold shock domain-containing protein E1. NCBI's taxonomy places the organism in Eukaryota, Metazoa, Arthropoda, Insecta, Thysanoptera, Thripidae. The transcript has 13 exons. Bases 623 to 3334 code for a protein of 903 amino acids. Gene Ontology annotation, molecular function: nucleic acid binding. The record is from RefSeq and is a predicted model, not a curated record.